Messenger RNA from Exaiptasia diaphana, 1370 nucleotides. Its product is annotated as synapsin-2. NCBI's taxonomy places the organism in Eukaryota, Metazoa, Cnidaria, Anthozoa, Actiniaria, Aiptasiidae. The transcript has 5 exons. Bases 147 to 755 code for a protein of 202 amino acids. The record is from RefSeq and is a predicted model, not a curated record. Gene Ontology annotation, cellular component: synaptic vesicle membrane. Gene Ontology annotation, biological process: neurotransmitter secretion.
ACUAAAACUCAAGCAUCAGAACUUCCUGCAUAUAAGGAUAUUCYCUUUCAGGAAGAAUUUAGCGCCGAAUUCAAAAACCUGUUUACCUAAAUUUAUAAGCUUCGGGCUCAACUAGGGAGUUCCUCAUUAGCACGUGCGACAGCAACAUGGAUUUAUGGCAGAAGCUUAAGACCAACACAGGGCAGAUAGCAACAAACAUAAGGCAAGCACAAGAACGAUACCGUGAAGAACACAGCCCAAAACAGUCAAGCACACAUAGCUCAAAGGAAGACGUGUCAAAUAAGGGUCCUCCCAAGAAACCCUGUAAAACACUUCUAGUGAUAGACUCACUUGAAAAUGACUGGACUAAAAUAUUUGGAGAACGAAAAAUGCAUAAUGGCUCCUACGAUCUUAGGGUGGAACAGGCAGAUUUUGAUAACCUAAACCUGGCUUCAUACUCUGAAAGCGGCACGAUGGUCGACAUUCAAGUAUGUCAAGAAGGCACAGUUGUUGUAAGGUCCUUUCGCCCUGACUUCGUACUCGUCCGUCAAAGUGUGCGUGGGAUUGGGCCCAAGGAAGACCAUCGUAAUAUCAUUAUGGGCUUACAGUAUGGUCACGUGCCUAGUGUUAACUCGUUAGAGUCUGUUUAUAACUUUGCUGAAAAACCUUGGGUGUUUUCGCACUUGUUACAAAUCAAGAAGAGAUUARGCAAAGAACACUUCCCACUAGUAGAACAAACGUAUUAUCCCGAUCAUAAAGAAAUGGUGAGUACUUAGAAUAUCAGGGGAACACAUUAWUCAGUGGGUAUUGAUAAAUUAUUAAACGCUAUCAAGAAUGCCUUUUCAAUGAUUUAAAAUGCCGAMAGUUUGACCAUCRAAACAUGAYCUCAAGGCGGAGACUACCAGAUACAAAACCACUCUACAUGUCGYGAAACAUUGUUGCUGUUCAAGUGUUUCUCGGUUUUCAUGGACCUUUGAAACUGUCUAAUUUUUAAUCCUCCUCUUUGUUCCACUCCAAAUGCUGGCGAUAACGAAGUUUUUUUGUGCUCAUACCAGAACGACGAGAGCAUUUAAAGCAACAUCUAAAGCAACAACUUUGCGCGACAAGUUGAGUGGUUUUGUAUUUCACUCAGAUUCCUUGUUAGACUUCACGAGACUUUCUUCCUCUUUCGAUACCAUUGACUUUCUCUCGGAAUUCGAAGACUACGUAAYAUCGUUACAACUUGUAACGAUAUGAUAUGAAUUAUGAUAACGCGUGAUCCGAUCAUAGCAAUAACCCUUUGUACUAAUGACGUCAUGUUGUUUUGGAGAAGAGCAUUAUGGUAUGGUUAAAAGUAUCAAGAUGGCGGAUGCCUCAUUAUAAGAACUUCCAGGGCGAAGUUUCUUAGCGCU